UAAUAUUAAAACAAGAUUUUGAUACUUUAUAAAGAUAUUUAUUACGCAAUUUUUAGAAUAAAAUAUAAUUUGCCUCAUUUAUGAUUGUAAUCAUUGAAAAAUGUAACUAUUAUAUAUUCUGUACAAAUUUUUUUACAGAUUGCAGCGCACAACAUUUGAAUAUAUUUUAAAUAUAAUUAGUGAUGCUCUUACUCGAAAAACAAAAGGUUGUAAAACAAUUCCACCUCGUCAACAAUUUAUGAUUGCCCUAUGGAAAAUGGGUACAAUGGAUUCCUACAGAUCCAUUUGUGAUCGCUUUAACGUGGGAAGGGCUACAGCGUUGAGAGCUGUCAGAAGAGUCACACAUGCAUUAUUCAAUCUGGCUCCUCAAUAUAUUUCUUGGCCUUUGGGUGAUAAAGCUCAACUUACAAUGCGCAAAUUUGAAGAAAAUAGUGGUUUUCUAAGGACGAUUGGCGCUAUAGACGGAACACACAUUAAAAUUGAAGCACCUAAAGAAAAUUCUAUAGAUUAUAUAAAUCGAAAAGGAUACCAUUCCAUUCAACUUCAGGUGGUAUGUAAUUACAGGGCAAUGAUUACUCAUUGUUAUGUGGGUCAUCCAGGAUCAGUUCAUGACCAGAGAGUCUUUAGACAAUCGGAAGUUGCUGAAUAUUUAAAUGAUGACAGCAAAUUUCCUUUCGAUAGUCAUUUAGUUGGAGAUUCUGCGUAUGAACUGCAUCAACACCUCUUGGUUCCGUUUAAAGAUAACGGACAUUUGACCGCUGCACAAAAAAUUUUAAUUUCCGUCAAUCGUCUGCCAAAGUUGUUGUUGAAAGGUGUUUUGCACUUUUAA
This is a messenger RNA of Monomorium pharaonis (pharaoh ant), 829 nucleotides long. Its product is annotated as putative nuclease HARBI1. The record is from RefSeq and is a predicted model, not a curated record. NCBI's taxonomy places the organism in Eukaryota, Metazoa, Arthropoda, Insecta, Hymenoptera, Formicidae. The transcript is spliced from 3 exons. Bases 239 to 829 code for a protein of 196 amino acids.